Messenger RNA from Empidonax traillii (willow flycatcher), 1729 nucleotides. RefSeq names its product SMU1, DNA replication regulator and spliceosomal factor (gene SMU1). Lineage: Eukaryota; Metazoa; Chordata; Aves; Passeriformes; Tyrannidae. Gene Ontology annotation, cellular component: precatalytic spliceosome. The transcript is spliced from 12 exons. Bases 62 to 1603 code for a protein of 513 amino acids. The record is from RefSeq and is a predicted model, not a curated record. Gene Ontology annotation, molecular function: protein binding. Gene Ontology annotation, biological process: mRNA splicing, via spliceosome.
UAGCAUUAGCAUUAGCAUUAGCAGCAGUUUAGUGGCGGUUUAGCGGCAGCAGCGGCUCAAGAUGUCGAUCGAAAUCGAAUCCUCCGACGUGAUCCGGCUCAUCAUGCAGUACCUGAAGGAGAACAGCCUGCACCGCGCGCUCGCCACGCUGCAGGAGGAGACCACCGUGUCCCUCAACACCGUGGACAGCAUCGAGAGCUUCGUGGCGGACAUCAACAGCGGGCACUGGGACACGGUGCUGCAGGCCAUUCAGUCGCUGAAGCUGCCCGACAAGACCCUCAUCGACCUCUACGAGCAGGUCGUGCUGGAGCUGAUCGAGCUGCGGGAGCUGGGGGCUGCCAGGUCCCUGCUGAGACAGACAGACCCCAUGAUCAUGCUGAAACAAACCCAGCCCGAGCGCUACAUCCACCUGGAGAACCUCCUGGCCAGGUCCUACUUUGAUCCUCGUGAGGCAUACCCAGAUGGGAGCAGCAAAGAGAAGCGGAGAGCUGCCAUUGCACAGGCUUUGGCUGGAGAGGUCAGCGUGGUGCCCCCGUCCCGCCUCAUGGCACUGCUGGGGCAGGCACUGAAAUGGCAGCAGCAUCAGGGCCUGCUUCCUCCUGGUAUGACAAUUGACUUGUUCAGAGGCAAAGCAGCUGUGAAAGAUGUAGAAGAGGAGAAGUUCCCCACACAGCUGAGCAGGCAUAUUAAGUUUGGGCAGAAGUCGCACGUGGAGUGUGCUCGGUUUUCUCCAGAUGGACAGUACCUGGUUACUGGCUCUGUGGAUGGCUUCAUUGAAGUGUGGAACUUCACUACUGGGAAGAUUAGGAAGGAUCUGAAGUACCAGGCGCAAGAUAACUUCAUGAUGAUGGAUGAUGCAGUGCUGUGCAUGUGCUUCAGCAGAGAUACAGAAAUGCUAGCAACUGGAGCACAGGAUGGGAAGAUCAAGGUGUGGAAAAUCCAGAGUGGUCAGUGUCUGAGGAGAUUUGAACGAGCGCAUAGUAAAGGUGUUACGUGCCUCAGUUUCUCUAAAGACAGCAGCCAGAUUCUUAGUGCUUCUUUUGAUCAGACAAUCAGGAUUCAUGGUUUAAAAUCUGGGAAGACCUUAAAGGAAUUCCGUGGUCAUUCCUCCUUUGUCAAUGAAGCCACUUUUACCCAGGAUGGCCACUACAUUAUCAGCGCCUCGUCUGACGGCACAGUGAAGGUUUGGAAUGUGAAGACGACAGAGUGCUCAAACACCUUCAAGUCUCUUGGCAGCACUGCUGGGACAGACAUUACUGUGAACGGUGUCAUUCUGCUGCCUAAAAACCCAGAACACUUCGUUGUUUGCAACAGAUCGAAUACAGUUGUCAUCAUGAAUAUGCAAGGACAGAUUGUAAGAAGCUUUAGCUCUGGUAAGAGAGAAGGUGGUGACUUUGUGUGCUGUGCACUUUCACCCCGUGGUGAAUGGAUCUACUGUGUUGGUGAAGAUUUUGUGCUUUACUGCUUCAGCACAGUGACUGGCAAGCUGGAGAGAACCCUGACUGUUCAUGAGAAGGAUGUCAUUGGCAUUGCUCAUCACCCCCACCAGAACCUGAUUGCCACUUACAGUGAAGAUGGGCUCCUCAAGCUGUGGAAGCCAUAGGCGGAUGUUACAUCCAAGCUCUGAAGCGUGCCUGUUAGUUUCAGUUUAUUAUUGUUUGUGCUUUAACAAGAUCUAAGUGUACAGAGUAUGAUACUUGCUCAGUUUUUAGUUCGGUUUUCCAGAGAA